AUGUCACAAACCAUUCUACCUGGCUCGGACAUCAAGCCAUGGACCCGCCCCGCACCGCAGGGAUAUAAAUUCAUCAACGCCAACGUCGUCGAUGUUGAAUCAGGCAAAAUCAAAGAAAACACAACCCUCAUAGCCACCGAAGGCAGAAUAACAUAUGUCGGCCCAGAAUCAUCCAUCCCAGCCUUACAAACCAAACUCCAAACAGUAGACUGCCAAGGCAAAUACCUCUGCCCCGGUUUAUUUGAUGCCCAUGUGCAUCUAUGCGCAGUCCCAGGCUUCAGCGACUUAUCCAAAGCCUUUGGAAACCCAAAUGACGUCCAACUCUUACGCCAGCCUUACACAGCCUCGCAGAUGCUGCACCGCGGCUUCACCAGCAUCCGCGAUUGUGGCGGUGCCCAGCUUGCUUUGAAAGAAGCUAUCGAAGACGGCGUCUUCCCCGGCCCACGCAUAUUCAUUGCAGGACAUGCCCUCUCGCAAUUUGGUGGCCAUGGUGAUCUGCGCGGCCCGCACGAGGCUACGGCAUGCUGUGGCGGUACCCAUAGCAAUAAUCACUUGGGCCGUAUGUGCAACGGUGUGCCGGAGUGCAUGGCUGCGGUCCGUGAGGAGAUUCGCUGCGGUGCGGACUUUAUCAAGAUUAUGGGCUCUGGUGGUGUGGCUUCGCCAACGGAUAAGCUGGAGCAUCUGCAGUUUACAGCCGCAGAGAUUCAGGCCAUGGUGGAAUGUGCCGAUAAUGCUGGCACUUUUGUCACCGCUCAUGCAUACACCGUCAAGGCUAUCCGGCAUUGUAUCGAUAAUGGUGUCCGUGGUAUUGAACAUGGGAACUUCGUCGAUCCAUCCACUGCAAAGUUGAUGGCGGAGAAGGGAGUCUACUUGACCCCUACACUUAUCACGUAUGCUCAGAUGGCUUCCGAGCGGUGGAAGAACUAUCUGCCCAUUGAGUCUCAGACAAAGAACUCGAUCGUGUUGAAGUCCGGUCUUGAGGCUUUGAGGGUUGCCUCGGAGGCUGGUGUGAUUAUGUGUUAUGGCUCUGAUUUGCUGGGCUCGAUGGGCUCUGCGCAGACCCAUGAAUUUGCACUGCGAUCGCAGGUUUUGUCGUCACUGGAGAUCCUGCGUAGUGCUACUGUGAAUCCAGCGACGAUGAUGGGAUACGCGGAUGAGCUAGGUCAAAUCAAGGAGGGAUUCUAUGCUGACCUCGUGAUUCUAAAUAAGAAUCCGCUUGAAGAUGUGACCGUCUUUGAUAAGCCUGAUGAACAUGUGCUGGGCGUGAUGAAGGAUGGUCGUGUCUAUAAAAGUAGGUGGGAUGCGUUGCUAGAGGAUGGUCAUAUUCCCGUGAGAGUACAAUGA
Molecule: messenger RNA, 1344 nt
Organism: Penicillium crustosum
Lineage: Eukaryota; Fungi; Ascomycota; Eurotiomycetes; Eurotiales; Aspergillaceae
Product: metal-dependent hydrolase family protein
Exons: 1
Coding region: 1-1344 (447 amino acids)
Molecular function (GO): hydrolase activity, acting on carbon-nitrogen (but not peptide) bonds
Source: RefSeq, a predicted model, not a curated record